AAGGUGUCUGUAAAACAAUUUUUCCCAAAUUACUAAAACAGCUGACAGACACAUCCAUGAAACCACACCAAUUUCAAGGUGCAUUUCGAGGAGCUGGUUUAUAUCCAAAGCCAUCAGCUGCAGCCAUUCCUCAAGCAAAAAUUAGUCCAGCAGAUGCUGUUACUACACGAACACCAUGCAAGAGCCCUCGUUCUCCGACAGCAGCUACCACUCCUGCAAUCAAACUUCAGCUUAGACACCACUUCUCCAAGUUGUUCCAGAAAACAAGAACGCCUAUUCCACCACCACGGCCAAAGCCAUCUGCUCGUGUAGACUUGGCAUACUAUGGAGAAGUCAUAACAAGUCAUGAGGCGUACUCUAGAAUAAAAGCACAAGAUGAAAGAAAACAGCAAAGACUGGCAAAAGCAAAAAAAGGAAAGCAACCUGCACGCCAAGGCAAACGAAAAACUGCAGUAACAGAAGAAAGAGAUGAAAACAAGUGCCAGGGAUGCGGAGGAUUGUUCGACAACGACAGCAAUGAGAGGCAAGAAGAUUGGGUGGGUUGUGAACACUGUUGGCGGUGGUAUCACUACGAUUGUGCUGGGCUUUCAGAGCUUCCAGAAGACGAGGACCCUUGGACAUGCUCCAAAUGCAGCUAAAUGUACAUAUAUCAGAAUCAAUCAGAGUAAGGCUAGCGCGAGUAGAUGCACUGUACGUAGCACGUCCACACGUUACCCUGCACAUAGCUACUAGCUCAGUUUCUGAUUAAGAGUGUUCAGUAUAACUAUUAAAUCAUAAUCAUGUAACCAAC
Corticium candelabrum is the source of this 790-nucleotide messenger RNA. Its product is annotated as transcription initiation factor TFIID subunit 3-like. The coding region runs from base 57 to 638 and encodes 193 amino acids. NCBI's taxonomy places the organism in Eukaryota, Metazoa, Porifera, Homoscleromorpha, Homosclerophorida, Plakinidae. The transcript has a single exon. The record is from RefSeq and is a predicted model, not a curated record.